Molecule: messenger RNA, 2310 nt
Organism: Ceratotherium simum simum (southern white rhinoceros)
Lineage: Eukaryota; Metazoa; Chordata; Mammalia; Perissodactyla; Rhinocerotidae
Source: RefSeq, a predicted model, not a curated record
AACAGAGUCCAGACCCUGCUGUCGCGCACGCGUUCAAGUCCCCGGAAAACUACAUAGCCCAGCAUGCAACAGAGUCAACUUUCUCACGGGCACUACAUUUCCCAGAAGGCAUUUUGCACCGCAGUGUUUUCUGGGAUGGGAGCCACGCCGCCUCCCUGCCUCGAUGCUACGAGUGAAGCGCGGACCUUUUAACAAGAGCUUUAUUAAUUCUCACGCUAGGACCCUGAAAGGCGAUGGAGGUGGCCGCUAACUGCUCCCUGCGAGUGAAGAGACCUCUGUUGGAUCCCCGCUUCGAGGGUUACAAGCUCUCCCUCGAGCCGCUGCCCUGUUACCAGCUGGAGCUUGACGCAGCUGUGGCAGAAGUAAAACUUCGAGAUGAUCAAUAUACACUGGAACACAUGCAUGCCUUUGGAAUGUAUAAUUACCUACACUGUGAUUCAUGGUAUCAAGACAGUGUCUACUACAUUGAUAACCUUGGAAGAAUUAUGAAUUUAUCAGUGAUGCUGGACACUGCCUUGGGAAAACCACGAGAGGUGUUUCGACUUCCCACAGAUUUGACAGCAUACGACAAUCGCCUUUCUGCAUCUAUCCAUUUCACAUCUUCUACCUGGGUUACCUUGUCAGAUGGAACUGGAAAAUUGUAUCUCAUUGGUACAGGUGAACGUGGAAAUAGUGCUUCUGAAAAAUGGGAGAUUAUGUUUAAUGAAGAGCUUGGGAAUCCUUUUAUCAUAAUUCAUAGUAUCUCAUUGCUGAACACUGAAGAACAUUCGAUAGCUACCCUACUUCUUCGAAUAGAGAAAGAGGAAUUGGAUAUGAAAGGAAGUGGUUUCUAUGUUUCUUUGGAGUGGGUCACUCUCAGUAAGAAAAAUAAAGAUAAUAAAAAAUAUGAAAUUAUUAAGCGUGAUAUUCUCCGUGGAAAGUCAGUGCCACAUUAUGCUGCUAUCGAGCCUGAUGGGAAUGGUCUAAUGAUUGUUUCCUACAAGUCCUUCACAUUUGUUCAAGUUGGUCAAGAUCUUGAAGAAAUUAAGGAUGAAGACAUGUCAGAGAAAAUCAAAAAACCUCUAUAUUAUUGGCAACAGACAGAAGAUGAUUUGACAGUAACAAUACAGCUUCCAGAAGACAGUACUAAGGAGGACAUUCAAGUACAGUUUUUGCCUGAUCACAUCAACAUUGUGCUAAAGGGUCAGAGGUUUUUGGAAGGAAAUCUCUAUUCAUCUAUUGAUCAAGAAAGCAGUACAUGGAUAAUUACAGAGAAUAAUAGCCUAGAGAUUUCCUUCAUUAAGAAGAACGAAGGAGUGACAUGGCCAGAACUAGUAGUCGGUGAUAAACAAGGGAAAUUUAUAAGAGACUCAGCCCAAUGUGCUGCAAUAGCUGAACGUUUGAUGCAUUUGACCUCUGAAGAACUGAAUCCAAAUCCAGAUAAAGAAAAACCUCCUUGUAAUGCUCAAGAGUUAGAAGAAUGUGAUAUUUUCUUUGAAGAGAGCUCCAGUUUAUGCAGAUUUGAUGGCAAUACGUUAAAAACUACUCAUGUGGUGAAUCUUGGGAGCAAUGAGUACCUUUUCUCUGUCAUAGUGGAUCCUAAGGAAAUGCCUUGCUUCUGUUUGCGCCAUGAUGUUGAUGCCCUACUCUGGCAGCCACAUUCCAGCAAACGAGACGAUAUGUGGGAGCACAUUGCGACUUUCAAUGCUUUAGGCUACGUUCAAGCAUCAAAGAGAGACAAAAAAUUUUUUGCCUGUGCUCCAAAUUACUCCUAUGCAGCCCUUUGCGAGUGCCUCCGUCGAGUGUUCAUCUAUCGUCAGCCCACUCCCAUGUCCACUGUGCUUUACAAUAGAAAGGAAGGCAGGCAAGUAGGGCAGGUUGCUAAGCAGCAAGUAGCAAGCCUAGAAACCAAUGAUCCUAUUUUAGGCUUUCAAGCAACAAAUGAGAGACUAUUUGUUCUCACUACCAAAAACCUCUUUUUAAUAAAGGUAAAUACAGAAAAUUAAUUACUCCAAUAAUGUUGGCUUCUCUGUACUGGAAAAGUAUUCAGGCGUAGGUGGAAGGCUGGACAGUUAUACUGUAACCUGUUAAGUUUUAAUGUGUUAAAUAAAAUUAUCUUGUAUGAAUUUUCUAUUUUUUAAAGGAUAUUGGAAAUAUAUUCAAGAGAUGAUGAUUCUAUAAAAUCUGCAAAUUUAGAGAAAUUGGCUUCUGUAAAAAAUGUAAAGAUAGUAUUAGCAAGUAUAAUUAUUUUUUAAAACAGAGGCUAGAACCUCAUCUUUUAUAUGAAAGAUGUACAAUUCAGUGUUUAAAAAUAAAAAUAUUUAUCAUGUA